AUGGCGGGCGAAUGAUCACAUGGAAAUGGAAGGUGAUCCUUUUCCGUCCUUUAACCAUCCAUUUUAUCCCGAUGGUGGGCACCAGCAAACUUUUAUUGACUACGGAAGUGUAUCAACACUUAACAUCGAUAUUGAUAAUGAUGGACGUGUAGUGACGACCUCUAAGCAUCGACACUAUGAUAAAGAAAGUGAUGGUACUCGUCUUGUUGAAGCUCAUCUUACUCUUCCUCUUUUUGCACCUUGUAAAAAUGUAUUCACCGACAAGGUCUUUCCCGAGCAGCGUUGUCGUAUUCAUAACUCAAACUUUAAACAGAGCCUUCUGGAACAGACUAGUGAUUUCUACAAAAAUCAUCCAGAUAUUGCUUUUCAAUCUAGUGUUGAGUUCGUUGGAGAAGAACUACAUUGCAAGCCUUGGGAUCCAAAAUGUUUCUAUUAUUCGAAAACAAUACAAAUGGUUCACAUGACGAAAAGACAGCACUUAAACCCGAACAAUUUUCUGGACAGAUUCUGUGAUUUAUUCGUCACUUUUCCUCUUAGUAAAGAUUUGGGUCUGAUGCUGGACAAAAGGUAUGCUUUGCCCAGGGGGCUUUGCGAAGCAUUCCAUGAUAUUCCACCACAACUACUCUUUGACCUUUUAAAUGAGAGCGUAGAACAACGGAAAAAUGAAAAGUUAUAUUUUGAUAUUUUACAAGGGAAUACUUUAGCCUAUUGUAAUAUGCCUGAUAGUGAAUCAGGACAAGAUAUAGUUCUGUUUUACCCUAGUGGGCCAUGUUUAGAAGUGUUAAAUUCAAGUAUAGUAAGGCUUAAAGAUACUGGAACUUUAUCAGAUAAAUCAAGAAAACUAUACAGAAAGCCUGCUUUAUUAACUUGUAGUAAAAAUGAGGAUGGUAAAGGAACAAUACGACAGAUAUCUGCAGUAUCUUAUGAACAUGGCAACACUUUUGUGGCAACAAGAAGCCAAUAUGGUUGCACAUUCUUCAGUGCAACCAUUUCUACCACAAAGGACAGUCCUGAGAUCACUUUAAAGGCCAUAGACAAUCUAGUCAAAGAAGAUCAAGCUAUGAGCUUAGCUCUAAGUCCCUAUAUCCCAGGUGAAGGUGUUGUUGCCAUGGAAACUGGACAGGUCUAUAUUUGGCACCUUGGUAAGCAAGUCGAAACAAGAGAUGUUCCAAUGGUGGCUCCAAAGGAAAAUUGGCCUUGGUACCAAUGUGUAUAUGCUUCUCAUCCAAGAUGUAUAUUGAUUGCUAAUUCAGUAGAGGCUGAUAUUAUGGACUUAAGGGCAAGUGGCUCCUUCUCAAGAAACCUAUUUUCAGUGACUUCCAAACAAGUAAGCACACUGGAACGGAUAUCAGCAAUUCAACGAAAUCCUGAAAAUACUCACCACUAUGUCAUAGCAACAGACCAGUCACUUCUGAUCAUGGAUGAUAGGUUCAUACAACACCCAGUCCUAAAAUGGCGGCACCACCUCCAAGACCCAGUACAGUAUAUUGAAGUUAUAAAUAGUGCAGUACCAAGAGACACGGUUAUCACAGUUUCAGGGUCGCAGCAUCAUGAGACUCAUUGUUUUCAGUAUAACUGGGGAGAAUGUGAUGUCAGGUAUACCUUUCCAUAUGGUGGGGAAAAUCUGGUGAAUCCUCCAGUGUCAACAGUGCUACCCUGGAAGGUAUCUUCUUAUGAUGAAUGGCCAUCACAUGUUCCUACGUCAAUUCUCCCAAUCUCUUCACUUUUAGAUGAUCGUUUAUCUCAACCACUCAUUGGUGUUUGUUGCAUACCAUUGAGCUCCAAAGAAGACAGGAAAGGAUUUACAGCCUUUCAAAUGUCUUCAGCUGGUGACCUAUUUUAUCAGCCAUUUAUUCAAAAUGACAAAGGCAAAGGCAGAAUCUAUCGAUAUGAUCCAAGUACUAGUAAAGAUUCCAAGAAUGUAAGAUUUUCAGAUGCAGAUAUUACCUUUUUAAAGAGCUGGAUUGACGAACUUGUGGCAAUGGCCAAUGAAAAUGAUGAAUACAAUGAAUGGCCAUUGAGGUCCAACAUGUUGGAGACAGAUUGUGAAGAUUUGUUUAGGAAGAUGAUGUAUCUUGAGCUACCACAUCAGUCAUGUUUUCUUUGCAAUCCUUCUACAGCCAAUAGUUAUGCCACUGUACAAGAAGAACAAGACAAUGAUGAAGAGUGUGUAUGUCCUCGCUGUGAAAUUGAUGUCAAGAAUGGAAGGCAGGUGAAGAAAUGUCAAACACUGAACAUUCAAUGCAGGGAAAAAAUUAAAUCAGAAGUUCAAUGUGUAGAUCUAAAUUUUGUAAAUAACGCUGACAGUUAUAAAGACCCUUUGAGCCAAAAUUUAUUUCAAAACUGGUUUUCUGACACACAUGUACCCUUGAAUCUGGGAAGUACAGAUAAGAUAGAUAAAGAAAAAGAAGUGCCUACCAUCGCCUCUAAUGUUAAUGUCAAAAAUGAAAACAAGAAUGAAAAGCAAGCUACUAAAGAAACCAGUACAGGAGAAAGUUCGCAGUUGAACAAUGAAGUAUUAGCACAAAAAAUAUUUGAAUCAGUUGAAGAACAAAGUUUCGAUUUACCAAUGAAGGAAUUAUCAGAACCUUCAACUGUGACACCACUUAAAUGUUCAGAGCCAAUUCAGAGUCCUUUGAAAGUGGGAAAUGUUUCACCUCGCAAGCAAGUUAAAAGAAUUAAAAGACUUAAUCAGUCCAUGGGCUUUUGAAGUACAGGAAAUUUCAAAACAGGAUUUUAUGAUAAGCCAUUUUUAAAUUAGUACUAACGGUUGUGUUCCUUGGUAACAGACUCAUUUAUUUAGAGUCAACCUUAUUUCAGAGUCAGAAUAGUCACAAAUACUGACUGUAAAGUAAAGAAACUGUUAUGUCUUGAAAGGAACACUCAUUCAGAAUAGGUUUUUACAAGAAGACAAACUGUCCCUCAAAGUUCAUCAAAGCAAACGUGUCUGACAUCACAGAUAAAGUCCCGUAUGUGACAACCAGAAGUGUCUGUUCCUAGGCAGGUUCUAGUCUAAUAAUAAUAAUAAUAAAUUACAUUUAUAAAGCGCAGAUUAGCACAAGAUGUUCAUCUGCGCUGAAUACAGAAACAAUACACAAUAACUAGAAACA
Actinia tenebrosa (Australian red waratah sea anemone) is the source of this 3110-nucleotide messenger RNA. Its product is annotated as TATA box-binding protein-associated factor RNA polymerase I subunit C. Gene Ontology annotation, biological process: transcription by RNA polymerase I. The record is from RefSeq and is a predicted model, not a curated record. Gene Ontology annotation, cellular component: fibrillar center. Gene Ontology annotation, molecular function: RNA polymerase I core promoter sequence-specific DNA binding. NCBI's taxonomy places the organism in Eukaryota, Metazoa, Cnidaria, Anthozoa, Actiniaria, Actiniidae.